This is a messenger RNA of Didymella exigua CBS 183.55, 1308 nucleotides long. RefSeq lists its product as uncharacterized. Lineage: Eukaryota; Fungi; Ascomycota; Dothideomycetes; Pleosporales; Didymellaceae. The transcript has 2 exons. Bases 227 to 1030 code for a protein of 267 amino acids. The record is from RefSeq and is a predicted model, not a curated record.
AUAGCUCGAAACGCGUAAGCUGGACAAUCAACCGCUAUGGAACGCGUCAUUUGCGUCAGGAACACUCCAUCUUGAGCGUGUAAUACCACUUGGUUGCAUCUUGGGGGCGGUGCUACAGUCCGAUAGCCGCUUGAAGGGGCUAGUUAAGUAUAUACUUUUGCCCUAGGUCCUUGUCCCUGUAAUUCAUACAUCUUCUACGCUUGUUUCCUCGAUCGUAUACCCCACAAUGACGCUUAUCUCGAGGGCAGUUUUGCUUGCGAUAACAACGACAGUCUCCGCACAGUACGUUCCAGGCGGUCGGUACGGCCCAGACGGCUCAAACAAUGAUGGGGGUUUCGGCGGGGGUAACAACAAUGGAGGAUCCGGUAGCGGGCGAGGCGGCCCUUCACAAUCCUUCAUCGACAGCCGGCAAAGGAUGCUCAUCGCACACGGCGUUCUAGCAUCACUCGCUUUCGUUAUCCUCUUCCCCGCCGGCAGUAUCCUCAUCCGCCUUGGUUCCUUCCGUGGUGCAUGGCUCAUCCAUGGCCUAAUUCAGAUCUUCGCAUAUCUGGUGUAUACCGCAGCAGUCGGCCUUGGAAUCUGGCUCGCUCAUCAGGCUCCUACCCAGGUGGGCCUGCUCCAACGAUACCAUCCCAUCAUUGGACUCAUCUUGUUCGCCUUGUUGUUCUUCCAGCCCAUAAUGGGCUAUGUGCAUCAUCUCCGGUACAAGAAGUUCCAGCGUCGCACACUCUGGUCUUACGGCCACCUCUGGCUGGGCCGGAUCGCGAUCACACUAGGUACGAUCAAUGGCGGACUCGGUCUACUGUUGGCGUACGAUGCACCUUUCGGCUUCGCACCCAGCAAGGGCCAGGUCAUUGCUUACGGAGUCAUCGCGGCGCUCAUAUGGCUGCUGUACGUUGCUGCAGCCAUCCUUGGAGAGCGAAGGAGAGUGGUUGCUAGAAAGAAUAUUGAGGAAGAGACCGAAAAGGCAGUCAUUAACGAGAGCUCUCCAGUUAGCUCGCUGGCUCCUCACACAGAGCGCUAUGGGUAAGCCAAUAAUCACUUUCAUGUACAGCUAUGCUGGAUUUACACAAACACCGCUGUGAGCAGAGGAAAAUUAUCGUAGUCAUGUGCCAUACCUGCUGGGAGCGUUCCCCGACACCCCUAGCUGUACACAGAUACAUCUCCAUCUGCAGACCCAUAUUCAGAUUCUCGAACGUGGCCCAAAUGAUGAGUGAGAUGUAAGCUCAUCAGUAAGGGGAGAAUUUGCCCUUUGGCACCCCUAGAUAAAGCCACAAUCCUCAAUUCUGAGUAACUUCAGAUCACGCA